CGGGUGGCGAGCGAGACGGGAGGAUCUAGCGCGGCUCUUCUCCCUGGGCCUGACGCGCGUGGCCCACUGCACCGGGAAGCGAUCAUGUCAAACACGAAAAAUGGAGUACAAACAAAGUGAUACAAAUAGGGUGGAUUGCGUCCGUUGCCUCUCACUGGUCCGGACCUAGUCAAGUGGAUUAUGUGUUCGUGUGUGCAGAGAAAGGCUCGACAUUCUUGUGAUGGUGAAAAUGCUGAAGUUCGAAAAUCCGCCUCGACUGUCGGCUUUCAAAUGUUCGACGCUGCCGCUCGACAAACCUACGAACAACUUCGCCAAGAUGAGGCGAAUCCUACGGGCGUCAGGGGCAGGUGGGGAGGGGCGGCAGGACCCCCCCAGUUUGCCCGUGCCCACGGUGCCCCCGUACCCAAUCGAACUCUUCGAAAACAACCCAGACCUCGGCCACACUAACCGAGCGUUCAACCUCACCGACGAGUUCUUGGAGGCAAACAACCUUAAAACAAGGACGUCAUCAUCAUCCGCAGAGUCUCGGGCAGCGAGCGACGACUUGCCUAGCGUGAGGUCCUCGCCGGAGGGAGCCGUGUACAACGUGAGCGGCGGCACCGUGAGGAGCCUGACGGCCUUUGAGAGCGAGGAGAGGACGCCCCAAGACUCUUCCCCGAGAGGCAGCGAAGUGACGACGCUCAGUGACGAGGCUUCAUUGGGAAAGCAAAGCUUCCGCAGCACCGGUUCUCGGGGUCCAAGUGGCAGUUCUUCAAGCAGCAGUUCUGUGCCCAACGGAGAAUCUUCUCCUGUGACUCAGUCGUCGAGUGUUUCCUCAACCCAUAGUGAUAGCACUGUGCCUAACGAUGAUCCUUUACCGAACGCUGGCACUCCAACUAACGGCGGUGCUGCAGCCAACGAUGGGCCACUUCCCAACGGUGACACUCCAGCUAACAGUGGUUCAGUAUCAUAUAGUGGCGCCAUGUCCAAUAGAGGCUUCAUACCCAACGUGGACCCCAUUUCUGACUGUGAGCAAAACAACGGAAAUGCCUCGUCCAACGGUGGCCCUCUGACUAACAAUAACUCUACCUGCAAGUCUGAUAACAUAUCCAAUGGUGCUGCUCCAGCUAACGGUGGCCCCAACGGCAAACCCUCAUCCAACGAUGGUGAGUCAGACUAUGAAGUACCUGCAUCUGUUGAUAAUUACCUACUGAAAAGAAAUCCCGUACCUGUCACAAGAGGUCCCGCACCUCGUUCCCCUAUUCGCAACGGUGCCCCAAUAUACCAUGGUGCUCCCACAUACAAUGGUGCCGCCAUGCUCAAUGGUGCCCCUAUUCCUAAUGGUGCCCCCAUGUUCAAUCGUGCCCCUAUGUAUAAUGGUGCCCCCGUGUUCAAUGAUGGCCCCUUACCCAACGGUGUUCCUGCUCCAAGAUUCUUUGUUCCUACCCAUGGAGCUGUAUUCAAUGGAAGAGGUCCUCCGAACUGGAGCCACAAUGCUGCUAUGUCCCUUCCAUAUGGCGGGACAUCAUACAGCAGGGGGCAACACGACCCUCGAUCGCCACCACAAGGACGCGGGCCAGUCAGACAUUCCUCAAGCGGCCGCCUGGUGGCCAAAAGCGCGUCUCUGUCCCUAGGUGGGCCCGUGACUCCGGUUCAUCGAGGGCGAGUGGGCGGGUCGCUAAAUUUCUCCCGGGUGGGCCAACAGCUUCACCCCUCCGGCACCUUCUACCCAGAUGGGCGCCACAGAAUGGAGAGGGACGCCCCUCCGCCGCCACCGCCGCCACCACACCCUGGGAUGACAGGGGUUGUGGGCCAAGCAGGGGGGGCGACGGCCGGUGCUGCGCCUCCAUACAGACCUCCCAUAAAUCACAGCAAGACCGGCCGUUCCUCAGGUGACCAGGUGUGCCCAGCAUCUGUUAGCGGCCCUCCUAAUGAAAGGAGUCCCCAUCACCCUUCUGUCAGCACAACCGCGGAAGGCACAACCAGCAAGGCCUCGAUUCCCAUAUACAGCCAAGUGUGCAAGGCUAAGAAGACACGAAAAGCGCCAAGUGGAAAUGCACCUGUCAGUGAAGCGUCCGCCCCCGCAAGGAGGAUCACUGUGCCCAGGUCCUCGGCUCCUCCCAACACUGUGGUCAGACGGGACGAGCGGCAAAACACACGACACCCAAGCCACGCCACUCCCUCCAGAUCCGACGGCAGUCCGCUGUAUGAGGACCUGCGAGAGUUCGAGGAUGAGGGAGCCGAGGAGAGGCAGUAUAACAUCGAAGUCAAGAUUGAUUACUCUCGGGGCAGUAAAUACCAGAUGGAAACUCGCCACAUAGUCACCACGAAAAACAAAAACGGCGAAAGAACGCAACAGAUCCAGUCGGCACCUGAAGGACCGAAAACCACGCCAAGUACCAGCGAGAACCGGAGGGAGAAGACGAUAUCGAAGAAGCUCCGGGAGGUGGGAGAGAUGAAGAACUUUCGACUCGGGGUCAUCCAUGUGAUUCGAGUCGGCAAGUGGAGGUUCGUCGCGCUGUGCUGCUGCGGGAACACCAGCCGCUACGUCCACCAGCCGGGCCGCAUCGAAAACUACGUGCCCGGUUACUCCUCCUUGGCCGAGAAGGAGUUGAAGAGGAAUCCGGAAGCUGAUGUUAAACUCGAGUCUCAAUCGCAGGAGCCGCCGCCGGUGUCCGUCAAUCAUAGGUACGGGUCACAGAAGAUGUCAAUGACCCAUGCCUUGAAAGAAUCCGGAUACGAAAGCGACAGCACCCUAGUGUUCAAGAAGCGAGAGGACGCCCGCCGCCUCGCCCCCGACCCCCGCAAGACCAGCCAGGUGUACCGCCAGAUCCAGCGAGGAGGCGACAUUCCCAUCACUGGCCUGCAGAAGCCCAACCCCCCGAAGCCCAAAGAGGAAUACUACGUGGUGUACUCAGACCUCGACCUCGGCCUGCACCACCCAUCCCUCUCCGAUUUGCUCCUGCCCUACACCUACAUCCAAGCCAUGCCGCCCCCCUCCAAGCCUCCUGUGCCCACGUUUGGCGACAGGAAGAGGUCAGCUCCCUCCAGGGUUGUCAUGGCCCCGUCUCCUCCGCGCCGCAUCUCCUCCAAGUGGCACCCGUCCCUCUUGAAGCCCUUGAUGAAAGACCGUCCGCCUGUGCCCUCCGCUCGGUCCACCUCAGCGGAACGUGUCAGGGAGACUCGCGCCUUGUAUUCCACGUGGCACCGCGAAAAGGUAGCGCGCUCUCGAGAAAAGCUCGGGACCUCACCGACCAAGACCACUUCACUGGGCCGGUCACUCUCAGCAGCGAAACAAACACAGGAAGUGCGAGAAAAUUUCUUGAAGACCCGCCGCACCGUCUCCGAGUCUCGCUUCACCAUCGAGGAUCGGGAAAACUCACCUCCUCGUAGAACGUCUGCGCCCGCCAAAGCCAAGACUCCGUUGAGGCACUACGAGAGUCGGGACAAACUGCAUCGUAAAUCCUCCCAGAGGGAUCUACAUGUCGAAAGGGGCCUUCCGGGCAGACAGCAGGAUCAUGUGGCCUCGCCUGCGCCAGGUCAUAGCAGGUCCCUGAGCGCUGAUGCCUCAAGGAAGUGGUCCAGCGGUUCGGCGGACAGUGGCCGCAACGUAAUGCGUCACACAGUCAGCAGCAUGAACAAAAUCAAACGAACGUCACUUCAGCAGAACCACAUCGAAGGGCCAUGUCAGCCGUCCCGCAGCAGCAGCACUGACAGCACAUGCAGACGACGACCCAGCACCUGCCUGUCCCCCGAGCCCCAGCCACCAAUGCGGAAGACUGGCGUCAGCCGAAAGGACAGUCGUUCCCGAGGGUCUCCGUAUUCUGACGUUUCCCUGGAAGCAUCAGAUGACAAGAAACUGAAGCAGAGCGAGAGUUUUGACACCACUCAAAGCAACGAAACUGGUUACUCCAGUAUGAUUGAUCUUUCUCCCUCGCCAACACCAGACAGGAAACUACCAGUUGAAGAUCGUGAAAAGCGGCCGAGAAAACGGUCAGAGCCUCCGCCUCCCCGAGCACAAUCUUCUCCUGUCCGUCGUUCACGUUUUUCUACAUGUUUUGUGGAGCAGCGGAACAAGUGGGAAGCCAUAACUCGCGGAGACGCCGAAAGCGGCCGUCUGUCUCGCAGCACCUCACGCAGCACCUCGCCUCUCCGCUCCCUGCAGUUGGUGCGUCAAGUGAGCAGCAGCUUCAAAGACAUCCCAGCAGAGGUCUCAAUUUCCAGCCCUGGUCCGCGGCGCAGCAGAUCACUGGACAUCCUCACCCCCUCACCCCACUCCCACCCUCACCGCUAUCGCCAGUAUAUUAUCGAGCUCAGAAACGCAGCACCGAGGAACGCACGGAUCUCACAACUCAGACGACUAUUUACAUCCCUCGAGCGCGUCCACCGCCUCGAACGGUCUGUGAGUAGUGUGGAACUGUCCGCCGCUGAGAGCAGAUCUCAUGCUAUAAUAGACUUCGAGACGUGGAAGGGACUGCGGGAGAAAGAAAGGAAAGCCCUUGAAUAUAAUGUACUAUUAAAAGAACUUGACGUCGCCCAGAAGGAGAAAGAGUUCCUCUACAAAGUAACCCCGGAGAAAAAGUGGUCGGGUGACUGCCGGCUGAGAGGCCGAGAUAUUCACGUCAACGACCUACGCGACAAAUUUUCUUCCAUCAGCGACAACACUUCUGAGGUCACCUACAAGCGGCGCCGUGAGAUAGAAAUCUCGAAAGACACUUACCGUGGCCUAUGGCGAGGGUCUUCAGUGCGUGAUCUCUCCCACAAGUACCAGGACCCCGAACGCCGCCGCAGCAGCAGCAAGCGGGGUUCUAGUCUGAGUCUUUCGCGUGAAGACUCAGGUUUAAGAUCCCGAGGUUUGUGGACCAGUCUCAGUCUGGAACAAGUGAAUGCCUUUCGAGACCACCUCGCGGAGAUAUAUGGAUCGAUGCAGAGUAUCCGAUCAUGGAGGGAAAGAAAACAAAGAAACCAAGACAAAGGACAGCACCGGGCUCAGCGGGAAUUUGCUAACCACAAGGUCGACGUGGCAGAAACAGGGCGCGCCCUGGCUGACAAGCUGCGUACAUUACAUGGCCGUGCACCCUCCGAGCCUACAAAACGAUCGCCUCCCAGGCACUCUUCUCCUACACGGACAACCAAAAGCACCAGCAGCCUUACGCAAGUAGAGGAUCAGAGGCGACAGUUGUCAAAGCAGCUAUCAAUCGAAUUCCAGGAAAAGGUUAUGGAACAGAAGAGUUACCAAGGUCCAGAAUCUGCCCCAGCCACUUUGGACACACUUCCCGUCCCUGACGUAUCAUUGUCCCUCAGCCCCGAGAGUCUCUCACGAUCCUCACCUCGCACGUGCUACUCUCUCGACAUAUCAGAUUCUUCUGAACCCAACUCUCUCAACUCGGACCAGUUACUGUUGGUGGUCCAGAAGCCCGGGAAGUCUGGCCGCAGCCAAAGCCUCCCCCCUGAACCAGCCAGUGACCCAGAAUCUAGUGACUCGGAAGUAUCGGUAAGAACUGUCGUACACAAGGACGUGGCAGGAAAAGUUAAGUUCUUUGAAAAACGAGCUCGUCGAAAUUCGAGGUCCUCGGAGCGUCACUCUUCCCGCGGCAGCCAGCUCAACGUGGACGAGGUGCCCCACUAUGCCACACUUCCAUCUCGUCUCAAGCAACAGUCCCAGAGCAAACUCCUCUCCCCAAACUAUCUCCCUGAGAGAUCUGUCUCGUCCGUAAACCUGAACAGCAAGGCAGAUGUUGCUUCGCAGGCGUGGCGCAUAUAUGACAAGACCAAUCCUGUCAGCGGAUCUUCCCUCCAACGACUGGCUGACAUGCCCCUGGAACAGCGGGACCAGAGAAAUCCAACCUCCCACUCCCGGUCUUACUUGUACAACGUCAAGACAGGUGACGUCAAUAGGCUGAAGCGUAGAUUCGAGAGCCCCGAGGAGGCCAGGCGACGCACCAGGUCCUUGCCUAACGUGAACGGUCCUCUGUCUCGUGUGACGCCGACAGGAAGGACGGUGGUGCGAGGCCAGGAGUCGGGUGAUGUGCAAUUCAUGAAGGCCAAAUAUGAAACUCCAAGACGGUCCCGCAGCCCUGAACGGUGGCAACCAGUCCGAGAUGAGUACUUGCCCAAGUCUAAGCUAACAUCUACCAUGCAGACGCUGGCAAAUCGCUCCAUGGCGUUUCGGGAGCCGGAUACUAUUGAGAGACUUGCUCGCAGGGAUUCUGUGGAGAAGGCCGUGCUGCGCCGCGUCCACACUGGCAACGUGGAGGCAUCAGUCGAUCGUCUUGAGAGCAGGCGAUUAGAUGCAGGCUCAAAUGUGUCUAUCAUCGGCCAAAUGUACACUUCCACUCCAUCCAUGAAGGAACUUGCCAACAUGGCUCCUCUUAUCCCACCUCGCCCUCCCCCGCCACUACUGGGUCCACAGAAGCCACAGAGGAUGAACCGCAGUACCCCACAGCCUCUUCUGACUUCAACGCCCACACCUUCACCCAUUGAUGUACGAGCUGCUCAUAAACAGCGAGCCUUGAGCGUGCAAGAACCAGUUUGUCCACCUCCGAUGAUGGUCCAACCCCCACCAGGCUCCUCGACCACUUUUAAACGUCAGUCUGGCUAUAAUGCCGAUGCACACCGCCCCAAGGCGCGCUACAUCCCACAGGAAUCAUACGGGAGCGGGUCCCCAACUAGAGCUGCUCGUUACGGAGGAGCCAAUUGGACACAGUCACUGGAGCGCCCUCAGCGGGUGACGCGUGCCAUGACUCACUCCGCGCCACCGUCCGCCUCCGACCAGCGUAGCUACUACCACCACGCCGGCCGACACCCUUCUGAUAUGCGAAAAUCAUCUUCCCCUGCCGAUUAUCACACGUACUCCCAGCCUUACUCCCAAUCGACCUAUGCCAUCGCCCAACCGUCAAGCCACCGCCCUCACGAUUCCCUUAGUCCGGGGCGGGAGCAGAGCUACGGCAGCAAGGCAGUCUCCUGGAAAGAGCCCCUGAUCGGUCCCCUACCGUUCUCUUACCUGUCAUCGGCGCAGCGUUCACCUCCCGCGCGGCCAGAGUCACCUUACAAGUAUGAGUCCGGCGAGGUGAACAUCCACUACCGCACUCCCGUGAGGAUCGAGCAGAAGGAGUCCAUCCCCGAGGAGGAGCUCGCCCGCCGCCAGGAGGAGCACAUGAAGAAGGUUUACGAAAACGAGCGGCGCAAGAAGUACCUCGCCGAACUGGAGGACAUCGAGCGCCGAAGACACACAGACAACUUCACGCCUCUUCAGAAGUCUCCGAUCCCUCUAAACCGCUACGACGAUGAAAGCAGCCUUGGCACCAUGCGGGGCGCACGCACCCCAGAUCUCAAGCAGGUGGCGAGGGCCUUGUUUAACUUCUCUGCACAAAACAAAAGAGAACUUGCCUUCAACAAGGGAGACGUAGUAUUCAUCCGUAGACAAAUAGACAAGAACUGGUAUGAAGGAGAGUCUCGGGGACAAGUUGGCAUCUUCCCUUGUAACUAUGUGGAGAUUGUGCCUUAUGACAGCAUUAGAACAUUAACCCGAAAGCCCACCGAGGGCCAGGCUAGAGCCAGAUUUAACUUCCAAGCUCAGACCUCCAUGGAAAUGUCUCUCAGUAAAGGGGAGCUGGUAGUCCUGACACGGCGUGUUGAUGAGAACUGGUACGAGGGCAGGAUAGGCAACCGUAAGGGCAUCUUCCCCGUAUCUUAUGUUGAUACACUGAUGGAACCCGGAGCUGACCGUCCCUUGACUCCCAGCUCUUCGCCCAUGCCCCGGCCCGCCCUGCCUGCGGCAAACCUGCUCUACAAUGGUGCCUCCUCCUACUCCAGUCCCUACUCUACCUUGGGGCGACCGGGAAGUCAAAAUGAUUCCAGACCUUACCACCAGUCUCUCACCGUGAACACCCAGCAGGAGCCUAUACCGUACCGAGCACUCUAUAACUACAAACCUCAGAAUGACGAUGAGCUGGAACUUUUUGAGAAUGACCUUGUGAUGGUGAUGGAAAAGUGUGAUGACGGCUGGUUCGUGGGCACCUCCCGCAGAACAGGCCUCUUUGGCACCUUCCCCGGCAACUACGUGGAGAAAGUAUGAGUGAAGCCUCCACCAUGGGCUGAGCUGUAAAGUUUAAUCAAGUAUGAGUGAGGCGCCAACGAAGGACAGAGCUGUAGAGUUUUAUCACAGAUCUAUUAUUAACUAUAUAUCAAGAUUCAUUGCUUUGUUACCUGUUGAAGUGAUGCCAUUUUUGUAAAUACAUGAAGACCCAAAGGAUAUUUUUUACAGUUACAAUACAUACUCUCUGUAAUCUCAUUAUAGUGAACAGUAUAAAGGUUGAAUAGAAACUUAAUUAAUUGCAACAGUUUGACUUUGGGAUUCUUAGACACUGAGGCUUUAAAAAGGAGACGUACCACUAUGUACGUACCGUGGGUGUCUGCUAGUUUCAUGGUAUUCCAAGAACAACAGAGGAAGCUGGUUUCUUGAUAUUUGAGUACUGAAGGGCAGGGGGAUGUGCUACAGUAAAAGUGUGUGUUGUGCAGGUUUGUAUGCCCCCCCAAUAUAGUGUUCAAAAGAAAACUAACAAGCUGUGUUUACAGAAUUUGUGUGCCAACAUGAUAACAGUUAGGGAAAUUUUAAGAUAAAUUAGAAAAGGAUCACAAUUUUAUCAUUUACGAUUAUACUGUUUUCAGUAAAGUUUGAUUUUAUUAACAUUAAGCUUUAAUAUUCUUUUACAAAAACAAAUUUUGGAGGUAAACUAUAGGCAGGUCUGGUCACACUUUAACAUAACUUCAAAAUGUGGAGGAUUGAAGCAUAAAGUGCAUGUAGUAAUAGCCUGUGCCUACCCAAAGUGGCGCACACACACACAAACAUACACACACACACACAAUAUGUCCUUCAGUAACAAGCUCGUCCUUGAAAGGUUCAUUCGUUCUGGUAGUAAACACGUUACUAUGAGGAUCAGUUCAGGUUUUGCACGCGUCUAGUCACACCCAAAGUGAAGUUAAUCAGAACAAAAAAAUCUAUGUAGAUGUCUUGUCACCCUCUGCUGGUGCUUUUUAUUCUGGUGAUGUUCAGAGCAAAAUUCUAUAUGGAGAAAAAAUAGUUAAGUAUCUUUAGUCACGCACACUUACCGGUGCAAAUGUUUACUUCACAGGCUUUGCUGGGAUGCACGACUUUCUUUAUUUUGGAAUAAGAAUUAUUUUGUGCAGUCUUUAAAUGCUCCUGCCUGUCUAUUCUUACAUUUAUCUUAUGUUUGUUUAUUUAGUUUAUCCACCUCAUUUAGGCAUGGUAGAUACUGGAGUGAAUAUGGCAUGUAUCUGUGUGUAUAUGCCUUUGAAUAUGAUACUUACAAUAAUUCAUCUCAUCUCUUCACAUUCAUUUGUCAAAUAUAAUAAUGUUAUUAAGACUGAAUGGACAUAAGCUUUCCCCUUAAAAUUAGGUAAAUUUGAAUAUGCAUUUUUCCAGGAUGAUAUGGAAAGGAUUUACAUCACUGCCAAGGAAUUAUAUAUAUAAUACUGUACUAGUAUUUUCAGAUAAUUACAUUUAAGUCAUCUCAUAUCUUCAAUACUGUAUUCCACAAAGAUAAACUCUGCUAAUGCAGCAUCAAGAUAACAAAGCUACAGUAUUUUGUAAUACAUAUACUGGAUUCAUUGCCUUAGAAGGUGACCAUAGUGCGCAGCUGUUGUUAAAAAUAACAUCCAUCACAUCCCAACCUAUCUGUGCAAACAUUCACUCUCCUUUUUGGAAGGAGAAAACUACAAAAUGUGGGUCAUGUGACUAACUCACUAUUAGAAUCAAUCAACCUUCUAUAUGAGAAAAACAAGGAAAAUUUGCAAAUUCAAUCAUAGCCAGGAAACAAAUUCCCGGAAGGAAUCGAUUCUCGCCUGUGCUUCCGUGUCAAUCUUCCGUUUGUGACUUGCAUCAGCUUUUACAUUGUAAAUUUACGUGCUGCUGUCGUACAGGAAUUCUUAUAGCUUUAUGGAAUAACGUAUCACUUGACUGUCUCACUCACACACUUCCCCAUCACAAUUCAUUCACUCAUAACUAUGUCUGUCAUAAACCUCAAUGUUCAACAGUUAUGGAGUUGCACUGGGUAUUAAUGCUAUACAGUCCCUCACCUACCACAAGGCCACAAUGAACAGCUACAAAUAAAAGGGGACACCAAACACCGAGCCACAAAGCCAAAAUGAUUGAAAUAUUUGGAUGUCUGGCAGCAAUCAGUGACUAGUAGUUGAUCAUGUGGGGGUGAAUGACUGUGUAUGUAUGUAACUUGUAAGGACACAAUUAGCCUUGAUGGGGUGUGAUUAUAUAUAUACAUAAAAAAGGCUUCCUGAUGUUGAGUAAAUGCCACACUUUUCCGGUAGAUUUUUAGUUUGAUAAACCACACUCACCUAGCGAGACUUCCCUACUUUCUGAACGGUGUGAAGUGCAAGAUUUUUUAAAGUCAAAUCAAGUGCCUUUCUGUGGUAGAUGGAAUACUGAACUGUUUAGUCCCCCAAAGUUUGACAGUAUCUGUCUUGCCCCAACAGUAUGCUAUUUACUGUCUUGCCCCCCAAAGUUCCUUAAUCAUUAAUCAAUGAAGAAAAUUUCAAAAACUUUACUUAUGGGGAACUGUGGGCUUUUUCACUCCUGUAUAAUUUUUUUCCUGUUGUUAUGCACAAUUUACUUUAGCUUAUCAUGUAGAAUAUGAUAAUAAAAUGAUGAUUAAU
Eriocheir sinensis (Chinese mitten crab) is the source of this 10668-nucleotide messenger RNA. RefSeq lists its product as uncharacterized. Lineage: Eukaryota; Metazoa; Arthropoda; Malacostraca; Decapoda; Varunidae. The transcript is spliced from 17 exons. The record is from RefSeq and is a predicted model, not a curated record. Gene Ontology annotation, molecular function: protein binding. The coding region runs from base 221 to 8056 and encodes 2611 amino acids.